AUGGUUAAGCCGGUCGACUUCCACUGCCCUUAUGGCAAUAUGUUUCCUAUAGGCACCAUUAAGGUUCCGGGCAGUGGUUUCUUCAUCGCUGGCACCAUUCAGGUUCCUGGCAGUGACAAUGUGUUUCCUAAAGGCUCCAUUCAGGUUCUGGGCAGUGACAAUAUGUUGCCUAUUGGCACCAUUCAGGUUCCCGGCAGUGGUUUCUUAAAGAGUUCAUUUUGCUACAUCAGACCAGUGGAGAUGGACAAGCUACAGGCAAAUCAGGAGCAACGGUCGUCGGAACCCAGGCCACACAUGCUCAAGCGUUGGUUCGCCUCCGUCCCGGAAGCAGACCGCAAAUACAUGCCAGUGCCAAAGGCGUUUAGAAAAGCGCGAAACAAACCCGUGCAAAAAGGUCACAUCGCUCGUGCAUUGGAUGUAAUAUAUAAACGAGUGCCCAUCAUUGAGUUUUUGAAGAACAAGGUGUUUAAAAAGAAUGCUUCUGCAGAUUUAGUAGCCGGCUUGGCUGCGACGGGUCUGCACUUUCCGCAAGGCCUUGCGUAUGCCAUUAUGGCUGGGCUACCGCCUGGGCUUGGAAUGGUCUCCACCAUUUUGCCCGUGCUGAUCUACAUGAUGUUUGGAUCCUCGCCUCACACUUCCAUUGGCACCAACGCCAUAGUGUCUAUUAUGAUUGGUGACAUGCUUCUUGAGCCAAGCCUAAAGGCUAGCAUGCUUGCCGCCUCGGAAGGCGGAAUACCCGAUGUGCAUCUUGUUGUGAACAAUUCGUCUGAAACGUACAAAGGCAUGAACGCAACCGCAGCUUCCUACACUUUUAGCAUAGAGUCUUCUAAAGGGUACAUGGAUCAAAGGAUUGCGCUUGUCUCCGGAGCAACAUUGUACAUUGGCAUAAUGUUCUUCUUGAUGGCUAUUUUCCGCAUGGGCUUCUUGGUGACAUACUUGUCACGGUCGUUUAUGAGCGGUUUCACGACGGGAGUAGCCGUGCACAUAUUCAGUAGCCAGAUAGCGUUAGCUUUCGGCUUGAAACUGCCACCAAGCGAGGGCCUUGGAAAACUGGUGAAGUUGUACUAUAAUGUAUUUGCACACGUUUCAUCUGUGCACGUUCCGGAUCUAUUGGUCUCCCUCAUAUGCGUUACAAUUUUGAUUGCUGUCAAAAUAGGUAUCAACGAAAAAUUCAAAUUAAGAAUUCCUAUUCCAAUUGACUUCAUUUUACUUGUGGUGGUAACAAUUAUUUCUUAUUUUGCACAGCUGCCUUCCAAAUUUGACGUGAAAUCGAUAGGUGUUGUUGAACUUGGUUUUCAUGCGCCUAUUAUGCCGGCCAUGUUUCCGGUCGGCCCAUUGCUGCUAUACGCUCUGCAAAUAGCUCUGGUCACCUUCUUCUUGAACAUCUCGGUUGUCAAAAUUCUCGCCAGACGGAACGGAUACGAAAUCAACGAGAACAUUGAGCUGAAUGCAUACGGAAUGUGUAACAUCCUUCCCGCUUUUUUGUCCAUUCUUCCUGCCAGCGUGGCGCCACCAAGAGCCUCUUUGCUGUCCGCUAUGGGAGCAAAAACAACCAUGAACGGUGUAUCCACGUUCGUCAUAAUGCUUGCUUUGGUAUUUUACUUUGACAUUCCGUACGGGCUCGCACUGGGCGUGCUCGUGUCCCUGCUGUCGGUGGUAAAUCAGAGCCAACGAGGCUGGGUUUCCAUCCUUGGCAAGUCUGACUCAGAGGAUCUUUACAUGGACUCGAAGCUAUGUGGAUCCAUCCACGAGCUGCCGAGGAUCAAGAUUGUACGUAUGGAGGCUUCGCUGUACUUCGCCACGGCCGAACAGUUCCGGAAGAACAUAUACAAGAUAAUUGAGCAAGACACGGACAAUUAUGACGAUGACACAGAGGAAGACCCUGAAUCGGAACAAACAAACAUUGCGUUAACUGUUAUGAAUGCCGAUGACAAAGAAGAAGAAGUCAAAAUUGAUGGAGAAACACAGAAACUAAAAAAUGGUAGCGCAGACCACGGAGACGAUGAUGCUUCGGAUGAUGAUUCCGACCAGUUCAGCACGAAGAUCCUUAUUAUAGAUUGCAUACCGUUUAAUUUUAUGGACGGUACCGGUCUGGACAUGCUGAAGCUGGUCAUAUUUGAGCUGAAGUGUGUUAAUAUCGAGGUCUACCUUGCGAGGUGCUCUAAGUACAUGCUGCGGAUGCUGGAAGUGUCGGACGCGUACGACGGGUUACCGAGGGAACACGUUUUCAUUGACCUCCCAGACGCCGUGGAACAGGCUAGGAAAAUUGUUGAAGGGAAACGGUAUCGGCCACACCAUGUGCACCAUAUCGUUGAAAUGCACGAUGAACAGCGCAAAAUGUCGUUGCGCCAGACUGACACUGAGUAUGACAUGUCCAUACACAGAAAAAGCAUUUUCACUCCUCUGGCAUAA
Dreissena polymorpha is the source of this 2412-nucleotide messenger RNA. Its product is annotated as sulfate transporter-like. The record is from RefSeq and is a predicted model, not a curated record. Gene Ontology annotation, biological process: transmembrane transport. Gene Ontology annotation, molecular function: sulfate transmembrane transporter activity; oxalate transmembrane transporter activity; bicarbonate transmembrane transporter activity. Bases 1 to 2412 code for a protein of 803 amino acids. NCBI's taxonomy places the organism in Eukaryota, Metazoa, Mollusca, Bivalvia, Myida, Dreissenidae. Gene Ontology annotation, cellular component: membrane. The transcript is spliced from 4 exons.